AUGCCGUUCCUCUCUUCCCUCUUCCGUUAUCAACGGAAGCGCUCCUUGGAGGAUGAGCCAGAGCACAAGCCCAAACAGCGUGCCCAUCUCUCACUACCCACCUUCCCCGGGUUCGGCCACUCCUCGGGCAACAACGCCCAUUUUUCGCCGUUCAAGCCGACACUCCAUGCGGACAGCGCCGCCAGCGCAGCCAGUCCCGGGACUACCGAGCCCAAAAGUACUACUACCCACCUCCCCAUUUAUCAGAGCUUCACGUCGUCCCGCCGUGAUGAUUUCUUCGCCCUCCGCUACCAGCCGGAGGACCCGACCCCGGGUCUGAACCAGGACAACAACGGGGAGUCCAGCACCUCCGCCCAGCGCAAGAGCCCCCGGGUGUCGGCUAUUACGGACCUGGGCAAGCAAGAGUUCCUCUCCCCGAAGGAUGACGGGCUGGCGUCAAAAAAUCCCGUCUUUGACGAAUCUGUGGCACUGGCCAAGUACUACCAGUCCAUCAUCCCGGAUUACCGCACCAUGUUCGCCAGCUCUGACGACGACCAAAGCGUCAACAACAACGUGGUAUCCGAAAACGAACCCCAGCCGCGAAAGCGCCAGAAGCAGGAGCAGCAGCAGCAGCCAACCACCCACUCCCCGCUUCUCAACGCCGGGUCCAAACCCAAGGACCAGACAAGCGCACCGUCGCCGUCUCCGUCGCAGUCUCCGUCGAGGAAACGGACCAACGCCCUAAAGAAAAGACCCCCCCACCGACGCCGGGACACCCCUUCACCUCCUAAUGCCGUCGUGUUCCGUCUUUCUCCGGGGUCGUCGACUCCUCCGCCCCCGUCGUCGUCGUUCACCUUUCUGCCCCCGGUAUCAACCGCUGCUCCUUCGGCUCCCAACGCUAAGACCUCCCACGGUGAGACCUCUCACGCCGAGGCUUCUACAACCUCCCCCUCAGCGGCCUCCCCUUCGGCAGGCACAUUCUCCCCCCCGUCGGCUAUCAACACCGGGGUAACCACCCCGACGACCACCACUCCCGCAGUCGCCAGCAGCCCUACCUUCAUGGACGUGGACGACAACGGCGAUAACAACGACGACACCAUGGAGAUGGACACCCCGGCCCCCGCCCCGGACCCGGCAACUCCUCAUAUUCCCCCGCGCAACCCCAACCGUCUCUCACAGCAGACCCAGAGCCUCAUCAGCCACCCGCAGCCGACCCUCGGCCAACCACAAAAAAGUGAGGUCUGGCCGAUGAUGGAGAUGGAGGUGGAGAGAGAGAGGGGCAGGCCCCGGUUUAGGUCUCCUUUCCCUGCUACCAUCGCCGUUGCUAUUGCUGCGGCCGAAGCCUCAAGCGUGGGAAGUGGUAGUCCUGCUACCGACCCCUUUGCAUCUAACCCAGUUCAAGAGCCAGAGCCAGAACUAGACGUGGAUAUGGACGGCCCGGACCCAGGCGUAGCCACAGCGGGCGCGGACGUAGACAUGCCAGACACAAACCUGACCCAAGAGACAAAUCCCAUCAUCGAGGACAGCGAAAACACCAACGACGACCCCCGCAUCUCCCGCUUCCUCCACGGCCGGGAUAUCUCAGCCGGUUUGGAGCUGUGCCAGGACAUGCUGGUUGAACAGAUGACUGCUGCUUUUGCUUCGCUCAGUCAUACCAACGAUACCAGCAGUACCAAUGCUCACGGUCCUCUGAUAGGUGGUCCUUCGGUAUCUGGGUUUGGAUCCGGGUUUGGAUCUGCUCCUGCUCCUGGCUCUGGGUCCGGGAUAAGAACGAGAGACCGGUUGAAUGCGCUGCUGCUGAAGGAGGCGUAUGAGGGACUGCUGAAGCGGUGUCGGGAGAACACAGGGACACAGCCCAGGAUGGGAGAGGCGGUGCCUGUUUUGGAGCACUGGCUGGAAGUUCUGGGGCGGUUGGAGAGGGGGUGA
Molecule: messenger RNA, 1905 nt
Organism: Dichotomopilus funicola
Lineage: Eukaryota; Fungi; Ascomycota; Sordariomycetes; Sordariales; Chaetomiaceae
Exons: 1
Coding region: 1-1905 (634 amino acids)
Source: RefSeq, a predicted model, not a curated record